GCGGUAUAGAAUCAUUCGCCCAAAUCGAUUGUGUGCCCAGAAAUUCAAGCAUCCUCCCCGGACUGGUUUUGCUAUAAAAGUUGCAGGUCGAACCAAUCGAGUCAUAGUCCAAUUUGCUAGCUCAAAUCAAACUAAUCCAAACCAAUCAUGUUCAAGCUGUCCGCUCUCGUUGUCCUGUGCGCCCUGGUGGCCUGCUCCUCGGCCGAGCCCAAGCCCGCUGUUCUGGCCGCCGCCCCUGUGGUUGCUGCUGCCCCUGCUGGUGUGGUUACCGCCACCAGCUCCCAGUAUGUGGCUCGUAACUUCAACGGAGUCGCCGCCGCACCGGUUGUAGCCGCCGCCUACACUGCCCCGGUUGCCGCCGCUUACACCGCUCCCGUUGCUGCCGCGUACACCGCCCCUGUGGCUGCCGCUUACUCCGCCCCUGUGGCCGCUGCCUACUCUGCUUACCCCUAUGCUGCCUACCCCUACACCGCCAGCUACACCACUGUCUUGUAAAGUGGAUCGCCACGAAAAGGACUUUGAAAACGGAUUAAAAUGAACAACAUAAUGAAAUAAAAACAUUUACAAGAUAAA
Messenger RNA from Drosophila ananassae, 573 nucleotides. Its product is annotated as vitelline membrane protein Vm26Ab. NCBI's taxonomy places the organism in Eukaryota, Metazoa, Arthropoda, Insecta, Diptera, Drosophilidae. The record is from RefSeq and is a predicted model, not a curated record. Bases 148 to 495 code for a protein of 115 amino acids. The transcript is spliced from 2 exons.